AUGCAGAGCUUCCUGAUGCUGCUGAAGGAGCACGGGGACACGUGCCCUCCUCCUGCGGAGCUGGUGACCCUCGCGGGCAGGCUGUGUCGGGACCUCCAGGAUGACCUCGCCCAGGUGCAGCCUUUGGUCACCAGCAUUCUGGACAGCCAGCUCCGUCUGCAUUUCCUGGACAACGCAGACGUGGCCCUGGUGUGCGCCCAUGUCCUGGCCCAGCAGGAGCAGCAGCAGGCGGCCUGCCGGCUUCUGGAGGGUUGCCGGGUGCCCGGAGGCAGCCAGGAGCUGGUGCAGCUCUGGAACAACAUCCAUUACCGUCUGGUGAUGAGGAGGCUGGGCGUGUCUGCACUGACCCCGGUGCAGAAGUUCCGCUGCAGGAAGAGGAACCCUCCGCCCCCCUCCCUCUGCCCGGAGGGCCCGAAGAGCCGUAACUUCCCCGGAGAGGUUCGCCAGAAGCUGCACGCCUUCGCCUCGGGCGUGAGCGCCAACCCCAGCAAGGCGCAGCGGGAGAACUUGGCUUUGGAGACGAGCUUGACCGCUGAGCAGGUGUACAACUGGUUUGCCAAUUACCGGCGGCGCCAAAGGGCCCUUUUCCAGCGCAUGGAGCCAGCCCAGCAGGCCACCGCAGAAGACCCCAGUGCAAGGCAGAGGGGUCCUGAUCCCCUGCACUCCUCGGGCGACCCUCGUGUUGACCCUGGGUUUGCGGACAGACCUCAGUGGUCAGCAGGAGGUGAGGAAAAUAGGCCUCCACAGUCCCCCGAGAACACCUCAGGACUGUGGGAGCUGCAGGCCCUGGUCCCAGACGUUCCUAGAGAUGAGACAAUCUCAAAGCCACUGGCUCCCAGGUCUCUACAGUGUGGGGAGAUGUACCAGGAGGGGCCUGGCCAUGAUCCUGCCACCCUCCCCCUCGUUUGCCCUGGCUCUCGCCUCUGUCCUCUGGCUGCCAGCAGUAACAUGAUGGACACCUCUCUGGCUGCGCCUGAAUCGUGGCUGAUGUCUCUUGCAAUGGCAUCCUCCAAGGAAGUUUCCUUCCAGACGGGGCAACUGGCCCAUCAUCAUGGGCUGGACUACAUGAUGCACCCCGCAGACGCCACUGUGUCAGUGUCCUUCGCCACCCUCGGUGAUCCCAGGCCUACAGGAAUUUCUGACCCACCCAGUGGCCAUCCCCAGAGCAUGUACCUGGAGGAAUGUCAAGGCACAAGUGGAGGACGAGCACAUCUACAGUCGGGUGACUUCCUGGUGACACAGCCCCCGCUGCAGGCUCCUGACCUCAUCCUCACCCAGAGUCCCCUAGAGCUGGCGCCAGCCCCAUCCACCUUCCAGGGCUCAGGGUCUUCCAUGGAGCUGGACCAGCCCCUGCCCUCCAGCAAGGUGCAGUGGCCUGAUGGCCAGGUCUCCUGUGAUGCCUUCUGGGGAGCCAGGAUGCUCCUUGAGUUUUCAGGGGGCAGCCUGGGCUGA
Molecule: messenger RNA, 1452 nt
Organism: Cynocephalus volans (Philippine flying lemur)
Lineage: Eukaryota; Metazoa; Chordata; Mammalia; Dermoptera; Cynocephalidae
Gene: ANHX
Product: anomalous homeobox
Exons: 9
Coding region: 1-1452 (483 amino acids)
Biological process (GO): regulation of skeletal muscle cell proliferation; regulation of transcription by RNA polymerase II; skeletal muscle fiber development
Cellular component (GO): nucleus; transcription regulator complex
Molecular function (GO): RNA polymerase II cis-regulatory region sequence-specific DNA binding; DNA-binding transcription factor activity, RNA polymerase II-specific
Source: RefSeq, a predicted model, not a curated record